AUGACGGAACGACAGCUGGAGUGCGCAGGGUAUACUGUGUCAGAAGGCUGGGCAGUUCCGCUCGCAUUGCAGAUGUAUUGGAAACCAGUGAUUAUUAUGAUCUACGAAGCGAAGGUUGUCAGUGAACUGAUUAUCUGUUUGCUCAGUCGGCUUUCCUUCGACGAUAAUCCGCCGAUGGUAGAGCAUCAGCUGGUUGCAUGGACGAAGUUCUUUCUCGAACCAUGUGUGGAAACCGAAACCGAUCUGAUGCCGCCGUCGGACUGGUCACGAAUUCUUCAUAAAAUGGUUGCAGCUCCUGGAUACUUCGACGUAGCUCUGAUUGAAUCAGUGAUGGCAAAAGUGCCCAAUCUGAGCAACAAGCGACGUCGUCAAGUCCGACGGAUCAUGAACAUCUCCUUAUCGGAAUCGUUGUGUGCUGUGGACGAUUCGAUGAGUGUUCGGACACUCGAAGAUCUUCAACGUCUCAUCCGAAAAGAUCGAGGUACUGUGUCGACAACAGCGGAGCCGCCAGCAGACGGCUUUGUACUGUGCGAUUCGGAAGAGUGGUGCUCGGUGCCGUUAGGUCUGCUACCUGGUGCUUCGGUGGACACAUUCUCACUAAUACUUGACAAUGAUUGGAUUUCGGCUCAAACGCUACGUAACGACCGUGAGCUGAGCGUCAUUGAAGAGGAUGAUUAG
Molecule: messenger RNA, 678 nt
Organism: Ostertagia ostertagi
Lineage: Eukaryota; Metazoa; Nematoda; Chromadorea; Rhabditida; Trichostrongylidae
Source: the annotation of a GenBank genome assembly